AUGGAGCGCGAGGACACGGGCGACGUCCCGCUGCUGAUGGACAUGGCCGACGACGCCAUCGAAGAAGCGCGGGAAGAGCGCAUGAGCUUCAUGGAGAAGUACAUCACGAGCAAGAUGCAGCCAGGCUCAGUCAAGGGCUCCAUGUUCACGAUGACCGUCUCCAUCGUGGGGGCUGGCGUCCUCGCCUUGCCGUAUGCAGUCAACCAGGUCGGCGUCCUCCUCGGUAUCGGCAUCAUCCUCCUCGGCGCCUUCCUUGCCUACUACUCGCUCUUUCUUCUCGUCGUCUGCAGCGAUAUCUCGCAUGAGACGUCGUAUAUGCACUUGGCUAACGCCGCGUCUGGCCCUCGGCUGGCGAUGUUUGUCCAAGGCGCCAUCUGCAUGAACCUUCUGGGAACCUCGGUUGGCUUUUUCGUUGCGAGCUCGGAGCUCAUUCUUCUCGUUGUCAAGCCAACGCAGUACUUUGGCGCCAUUGAAAUGGGCUCGGACCGGGACACACGCAACGCGCUCAUCGGCGCGCUCUGUCUUUGCUUCGUGUACCCGCUCUCGCUCUUCCGGUCGCUCUCGUCGCUGCGCUUCUCGUCGCUCUUCUCGAUCCUGUGCAUUGUCUUUUUGACCAUCACAGUCGUCGCCAAGUACUUUCAGUUCGCGCACCUCGGGUUCGCGCCCGACUUUUGGUACCAGUGCAAGCACCUGACCAUGUUCAACUUUAAGCCAUCCCGGAUUCUCACGGCCGUGCCACUCGUGGUAUUUGCCUACACGUGUCAUCCGAACGUGCUGCCCAUUUACCUUCAGCUCAAGCGACGCUCGAGCCCCCGCAUGUACAAGGUUGCGCGCCGUAGCUUGGGUGUGGCGAGUCUCGUCUACUUGGCGCUGAGCGUGUUUGCGGUCUUCACCUUUGGCGACGCAACGCGGUCGAAUUUUCUCGAAAACGACUACCACGGCGACGCUGCGAUCACAGCAGGCUGCAUCUUCCUCGGCGUCUCAAUCGUCGUGACGACACCGCUCUACAUCCACACGCUGCGCAACUGCAUCAAUGAGGCCAUUUGGGGCAACGCUGGGAGCACCGUGCGCCAUGUCCUUCUAACGACGCUCCUUGUUGCGAUUGCCGUGACGCUUGCGCUGCUCGCAACCGACAUUGCUUCGGUGCUCGGCAUCCUCGGCGCGACGACCAACCCAAUCAUUUGCUUUGUCAUGCCGGCGUUCUACAUUUGUCAACUCGGUGACGCGUCGCUGAUUUGCCACAAGUACACGGCGGUCACCAUUUGUCUCUUGCUGUGCGCGCUCUCGGGCUGCAGCUUAUUCCAGCAGCUGCACCACACACCAACGCAGAGCAGCGGGUUCUUUGAUUAG
This is a messenger RNA of Saprolegnia diclina VS20, 1350 nucleotides long. RefSeq lists its product as hypothetical. The record is from RefSeq and is a predicted model, not a curated record. Gene Ontology annotation, molecular function: amino acid transmembrane transporter activity. Bases 1 to 1350 code for a protein of 449 amino acids. Lineage: Eukaryota; Oomycota; Saprolegniomycetes; Saprolegniales; Saprolegniaceae. The transcript is spliced from 6 exons. Gene Ontology annotation, biological process: amino acid transmembrane transport.